UGUUUCCAGAAUCCUUAGCGCGAAGUGGGAAAACACUCAUUUAGCUCAGCUUUCUAUGAUCACUGCAGUUUCUUCAGUGGCUUCCCUGUUGCUGGUUCUCUGUGAGAAAUGGCGGCUCCAGAACAGCCGCUGCCGAUGUCGAGAGGCUGCCAGAGCUCUGCUUCGCUUUCUCCGCCGCGGGGCGACCGAACCCUUCUAGUGAGGCACCUGCCAGCCGAGCUAACCGCUGAGGAGAAAGAGGACUUACUGAAGUAUUUCGGAGCGCAGUCCGUGCGCGUCCUGUCCGAUAAAGGGCGACUGAAACAUACAGCUUUUGCUACUUUCCCUAAUGAAAAAGCAGCUAUAAAGGCAUUGACAAGACUUCAUCAACUGAAGCUUUUAGGUCAUACUUUAGUUGUUGAAUUUGCAAAAGAGCAAGAUCAAGUUCAUUCACCAUGUCCUUCUUCAAGCACUGAAAAAAAGAAAAAGUCUGAUGAUACUGUGGAAGAUGAUAAAGAAAAGAAAGAACUUGAUUGUUUAACCAUAGAAAAUGGAAUUGCAUCAAACCAUGGGCUGACUUUUCCUCUAAAUUCAUGCCUCAAGUAUAUGUACCCACCACCUUCAAGCACGAUUCUAGCAAACAUAGUAAAUGCUUUGGCAAGUGUGCCUAAGUUCUACGUACAGGUGCUUCAUCUUAUGAAUAAAAUGAAUUUGCCCACACCUUUUGGACCAAUUACUGCAAGGCCUCCCAUGUAUGAAGACUAUAUGCCACUACAUGCUCCUCUUCCACCUGCAUCUCCUCAACCACCGGAGGAACCUCCUUUGCCAGAUGAGGAUGAGGAAUUAUCUAGUAAAGAAUCAGAAUAUGAAAGCAGUGAUGAUGAAGACCGUCAGAGAAUGACCAAACUAAUGGAACUAGCAAAUCUUCAGCCCAAAAGACCAAAAACAAUAAAGCAGCGCCAUGUGAGAAAAAAGAGAAAAAUAAAGGAUAUGUUGAAUAUACCAUCAUCUGCUUCACACAGCAGUUUACAUCCAGUGUUGUUACCUUCGGAUGUAUUUGACCAACCACAACCUGUAGGUAAUAAAAAAAUUGAAUUCCAUAUAUCUACCGACAUGUCAGCUGCAUUUAAGAAAGAUUUAGAAAAAGAACAAAAUUGUGAAGAACAAAAUUGUGACUUACCUGCUUCUGAAGUUGAUGCAUCCAAUAUAGGAUUUGGAAAAAUCUUCCCAAAACCAAAUUUGAGCAUCGCAGAGGAGAUUAAAGAAGACUCUGAUGAAAUGCCAUCAGAAUGUAUUUCUAGAAGGGAGUUGGAAAAGGGCAGAAUUUCUAGAGAAGAAAUGGAAACACUUUCAGUUUUUAGAAGUUAUGAACCUGGUGAACCAAACUGUAGAAUUUAUGUAAAGAAUUUAGCUAAACAAGUUCAAGAAAAGGACCUUAAAUUUAUUUUUGGAAGAUAUGUUGACUUUUCGUCGGAAACACAACGCAUAAUGUUUGAUAUACGCUUGAUGAAAGAAGGUCGCAUGAAAGGACAAGCUUUCAUUGGACUUCCAAAUGAAAAAGCAGCAGCAAAAGCAUUAAAGGAAGCUAAUGGAUACAUUCUUUUUGGAAAACCUAUGGUGGUUCAGUUUGCUCGAUCUGCUAGACCAAAACAAGACUCUAAAGAAGGAAAAAGAAAGUGUUAAAAAUUAGUAAAGAAGCAUUCCUGCGUAAAUACUGCUGUAAUACUGUCAUACAAAGUGUAUCCUUUCUUGUCGUAUCCUUUUUGGGGCAGUGCUUUUUGGAUUUUCCUGCAAGUGUUUUGUCUCUUCCCAACCCAUUGAUCCAGUUUAAGCAAUAAUUUUUUUUACAAUGUGUUGAAAUGAAGUAUUUUUAAAAUUAUCUGUGUUGAUUGAACAAAUCUUCUAUAUGGUUUUUAGAUUUGUUGCUGAAUUUUCUGUGCUGUCCUUUAGGUUAUGUAGUUUUUCCAGGGAAAGUUAGUGAAUCAGGUCAGCUUUUUACUUGGACAAGGUAUACAUUUGCUUUAACACAAAUUUUAUUCUUGUUUCUUCUAUUUAUGUAUUUUCUAAACCUAAUUCAGUAACAUAUAUGUUUUCUUUUUCAUGAUGUAUCUAGUUUAGGUGUUCUGUAUAUAUAAUGUGUUGUAAAAUUUGAUUGGGUUUUUUUUUUCCUAUUAAAAAGUACAUUUGUUGAAAAUUUAAAUAACUGGAUUUCAAUGUAAAUUCCAAAUAAGAGUAGCAGACCUUACAUCUGAGGUUUUAUUAUUGAGAUAGCAAGUAGAAGUAUCUUUUUUCCUCUUUCUUUUUCUAAGCAAAGUAAAACAAAAGGAAUAAGAAAAGAGUAACAGAGAGGAGAAGACAUAAUGUUGACUCAGGGUAGCUCAAUAAGUGGAAAGAAAAAUUCUGGUAGGUAUGUAAGAGCAGUGGUUUCCAGACUAGUUGAUAACCAGAACCACCUGAACAGUGGUUCUCAGUUUUGGCUGCAUAUUGGAAUGACUUGUGGAACUUUUUAAAAAAAUACUGAGUAAAGAAAACAAUAAUAAUAAACUAAAAAAUAUACUGAUGCCUGGGUUUCUCCCCCAGAGUUUUGAUUCAAUGGUCUGGAUUGCAGCAUACAUAUUAGGAUUUUCAGAUCUCCCAAAGUAUUGGUUCUAAUGUGCAACCAAGGUUGAGAACCACUGAGGAAGAAUUUUUACACAUAAAGAUUCCUGGACUCUGCCCUAGAGCUAAUAAAUCAGAAUCUCUGGAAUCGGGACCAAGAAUCUAAUUUAAAAAGGUCCCUCAGUAGUUCUAAGGACUGACCAGUUUGGAUUCUACUUGUUAGAUUAAAAUGGUAAGGUGGAUCCAAGACACCAGCCUAACCAUCUAAACUUUUAUAAGUAGGAAAAUAAAGCAUUGGAGCCCUUCACAUUUCUUUCUUGCAAAUCCUGCUAUAAAUAGUACGAUGAAACCAAUGAAAAAUUCUCUUAAUCAUUGUCACUCUGAGUACAAAAAGUUAGAGAUACUGAAAUUGCUGUUACUUUUUUCUAUUGGCACAGUUAAAAUGUUUUAUUUU
Balaenoptera acutorostrata (minke whale) is the source of this 3031-nucleotide messenger RNA. RefSeq names its product RNA binding region (RNP1, RRM) containing 3 (gene RNPC3). Gene Ontology annotation, cellular component: U12-type spliceosomal complex. Gene Ontology annotation, molecular function: protein binding; U12 snRNA binding; pre-mRNA intronic binding. The transcript is spliced from 15 exons. The record is from RefSeq and is a predicted model, not a curated record. Gene Ontology annotation, biological process: mRNA splicing, via spliceosome. The coding region runs from base 109 to 1662 and encodes 517 amino acids. Lineage: Eukaryota; Metazoa; Chordata; Mammalia; Artiodactyla; Balaenopteridae.